Molecule: messenger RNA, 1256 nt
Organism: Portunus trituberculatus (swimming crab)
Lineage: Eukaryota; Metazoa; Arthropoda; Malacostraca; Decapoda; Portunidae
Product: ketosamine-3-kinase-like
Exons: 8
Coding region: 153-1061 (302 amino acids)
Source: RefSeq, a predicted model, not a curated record
AGCAGGGUGUUGGUGUUUGGUUUGGACGUGUAUUGUGAUGACAGGUUGUUGUCACCUGUUUUGGUGAGGCGUGGCCACUCAGCCUGGCAGUCACGCCUCACCACGCCAGGACAGACACACCUGUUGGUCACCAGGCAGGGUGAGAGGGCGCCAUGCUUGCUGCAAUCAAGGAGGCGCUGGGCACGGCAGUGUUGGAGGGCACAGGGCGCGGCGGCGGCGGCUGCAUCAAUGAGGGGGAGGUGUUCACCACCGACACAGGGAAGGUGUUCCUGAAAAAAAACUCUAAACCAAAGGCACGGGAGAUGUUUGACGGGGAGUAUGAAGGCUUGAAGGCUAUUCAAGCUACUGGCACGGUGCGGGUUCCCACGCCUCACCUGGCCCUGGACAACCCAGCCGGUGGUGCGGUGUUGGUGAUGGAGUACCUGGACAUGCACGGCCUGCACCGCAAGGCAGGCCAGCUGGGUACUCAGCUAGCCAGGCUGCACCUCCACAACAGUGCGGCACGAGACACAGCAGCUGCCAGCAGGGUGGGCGCAGGCACCACUACCUGUGUGGAACAGUUUGGCUUCCACAUCAACACCUGCUGUGGCUACAUCAGCCAGGACAACACCUGGGCCGAUGACUGGCUGGUGUUUUACUCAAGAAAGCUGGACUUUCAACUAAACCUGAUUCAGAAAGAGUACGGUGAUCGAGAAGCGCGGGAAUUGUGGUCCCACCUGCAGCUGAAGAUACCACAGUACUUCUCAGGCCUCACUGUGUUCCCCUCCCUCCUCCACGGCGACCUGUGGAGUGGCAAUGCGGCGGAGGUGGCUGAUGGUCCUGUGAUCUUUGACCCGGCUUGCUUCUAUGGCCACCACGAGUAUGACCUGGCCAUCACUGCCAUGUUUGGAGGGUUCUCACGCCAGUUCUGGGACGAGUACCACGCCAUCAUUCCCAAGGCGGCCGGCUGGAACAACAGACACAAGCUGUACAAACUGUUCCACAACCUCAACCACUGGAAUCAUUUUGGCAGUGGGUAUCGUAGCGGCAGCCUUGGACUCAUGCGAGACCUGUGCUCUUAGAGUAGGGUGGGGGGUUCUCAACCUAGGGUUUGCAAGCCACCAGAGGUUCACAAGAAGAUUUCCAUGGAUACUCACUGGCUGAUCUAAUAAUAUCCUUUGCAAUACCACUGCAUAUUGAGUUAGUGUUAGUCACUAAAUUAACAUUCCAUGGCUACUUAGCUGGCUGAUGUAAUAAUAUCCUUUGCAGUACCAUUU